This is a messenger RNA of Dentiscutata erythropus, 220 nucleotides long. The record is from the annotation of a GenBank genome assembly. Lineage: Eukaryota; Fungi; Glomeromycota; Glomeromycetes; Diversisporales; Gigasporaceae.
AUGAAGAGUCAGCACAUUUAUAAGGCUAUUCCACAGUCUGGUUUUAAUUUUGAACUGUUGUCAAAUAUCAAGCUCAACAAGAAUGACCUUAUCAAAGAGAUUAAAAAAAUUAUUUCUAACCAUUAUCUUAAGGAAAAUUGUGCAGAAGAUAUCAAACAUGGGUCAGAGGAUGUUUUGAGAAUUUAUAAUAAGGCCAAAUCUCCUUUCGGCAAAAUUCUCU